This is a messenger RNA of Penicillium olsonii, 4152 nucleotides long. The record is from the annotation of a GenBank genome assembly. NCBI's taxonomy places the organism in Eukaryota, Fungi, Ascomycota, Eurotiomycetes, Eurotiales, Aspergillaceae.
AUGGGCAAUCGUGGACUGCCUGGAAGCAAGUACUCCUUGCAUCCCACUGUCAUUGACCAGUGUCUUCAGUUAAUGGGAGUUGCCGGUGCUCGAGGUCUCCUAAGGAAUCUCACCACGAUCUAUGUCCCAGCAGCAAUAGAUUACAUGUCCGUCAAGCCAGGGGGUCCAAGCCUGCUGGCCACUGCCCAAACACAGCUCAGUGUCCGAGAUGGUCAAUUGGGCAGCGCCAUUGCGAUGAUUGAUGAUCAGGCCAUUCUCAAUAUAGAGAAUGCUUACCUGUUCCCCCUCGACGGAGACCAGAUGGAAUCUGGAGGCGGACCAGCUGGCUUGGUAAGCCACGUUGAAUGGAAUUCCGAUAUUGAACUCGUGUCGCCAUCUUCACUGCUGUCUACACCUCAAACCUUUACUCGAAAUGCGGAAAGUGUGAGAGUACUGGGUCAGCUGUCUGAACUUUAUAUACUGGAGACAGCAGACCGGAUCCGAAGCGUUGAUCCAGCAUCAGUCCCUCUGACCAAAUGGAAAAAUUCCAUGCUGGUCGAGGCCUCCGACAUCAAGACAAAGGUCCACAAUAAAAUCUACCCAAAUGCAAGCGAAUGGGCAUACCUAAACUCGGACAAGCGGCAAUCGCUAAUCAAAGAUAUUCUUGCUGAAGCCAAAUUUACCUUUGAUGCUCCAAUCGCGCAUUACAUGCAAAUUCUUUAUGAGAAUUGCGAGGAUUUCAUCUCCGGGAAAAGUGAUCCUCUAGACAUUCUUAUGCAAGACAACCUGCUACUCGAGUUCCAUGGCGCACAUACGCAAUACGCAGAUUGGACCCCUUUCCUGCCCUUAUUGGCCCAUUCAAUACCGGGUCUGCGCGUCCUUGAGAUUGGUGCCGGAACCGGCUCUGCGACAGCGAUGGCCCUGGAGCAUCUCAGAUCGAAGGACGGCUCUCGGAUGUAUGGGGAGUACUUCUUCACGGAUAUCUCCUCUGGCUUUAUGGCUGCGGCCAAGGAGCGAUUCCUUCAUGAGCACCGCAUAGAGUAUAGAGUCCUUGAUAUAAGCUUAGAUCCGAUGCAACAAGGCUUUGAAGCUCAUAGCUUUGACCUGGUCAUUGCCUCAAAUGUCAUACACGCAACCCCAAGCCUUCAGUCAUCACUACGCCAUGUUCACAGCCUUCUCAAGCCUACAGGCUGGUUCUUACUUCACGAAAUCUGUCCAGGCUGGUGGCUCGGUGAAGAGGAUGAUCGAAUAUACAAGCCUUGGGUGUCACCUGCCAGAUGGCAUCGGGAACUGCAAUCUGCAGGAUUUAGUGGAGCAGACGUCUCGGCCUUCGAUAUGAAACCACCAUUUAACAUCGCGGCGAGUUAUAUCUCACGCCCAGUGGAGCAGAUAUCGAUCGAUCGCGAGGUCUGGUUGCUUACACGAACUAAAAAUACCUCUGAGUGGGUAUAUGCCGUUGAGUUAGCGCUCAUCGAUAAAGGCUACAAGAUCAACAAGAACACACUGGAUGAGCCACCACCAAAAGGCAAAUUCAUAAUCUCUCUGCUUGAUUCCGAGUGCAGUCCUCUGCUCAAUUUCAGCGAGGAAACCUAUUCCUUGCUCCAGCAUUAUGUAGAGAAGGCAGAGGAGUGCCAAAUUCUCUGGAUUGCGGAGUCAACCUCUCUCAGUUGCUCGGAACCGUCUCAUGGCCUGGUCCAUGGAUUUGCCCGUACUCUGCGAACAGAGUUACUGCUUGAUAUCUCGGUCCUUGAAGUCCCUGUAUUCAAUUCUGACACUGCCAAGGCAGUGGCAGAUGUCUCAGAGAAGAUUCAAUUGUCCAGAGCAAGGUCUCUCCCGGAUCCGGAGUAUGAAUUCGCGUUCGAGGAUGGGGAGAUCAAAGUUGGCCGGUAUCACUGGACGCCGCUGAUGGAUGAGCUUGCCGGUCAACCUACUCAAAAUGCAGCCCGGAAACUCGAUCUCACGGUAUAUGGGCUGCUCGACACGCUUCAAUGGGCCGAAAAAGAAAGUACCGAGCUAGCUGCUGGAUUCAUAGAGGUCGAGAUGGAAUAUGUGGGGUUGAACUUCAAGGACAUGAUGGUUUCCAUGGGCUUUUUCGGAAGCAAGGAAGAUCUCGGUCUCGAGGGUAGUGGAAUCGUUCAUCGAAUUGGAUCCGAAGUGAAAGGGUUUGCCGUCGGUGAUCGUGUUGCACUUAUGCACACUGGAACGCUUGCAUCCAAGGUGACGGUGCCCCAAGACGCGUGCAUCCACCUUCCAGAGAAAUUGUCAAUGGCCGAUGCCGCCACAAUGCUAACCGCAUAUGUCACUGUGAUGUACUCCCUUCUAGAAGUAGGAUCUCUGAAGAAGGGUCAGUCUGUCCUCAUCCACUCUGCGUGUGGUGGUGUUGGUCUCGCCGCCGUUCAAGUAUGCCAGGCGGUUGGUGCCGAGAUCUAUGCUACCGUGGGAAACGAAACGAAAGUGAACUACCUGAUGGAGACAUACGGCUUGGCACGAGACCGCAUAUAUCACUCUCGCAACACGUCCUUCCAAACCGAUCUGAUGCAGGCAACUGCAGGCCGCGGCGUGGACAUUGUGCUUAAUUCACUGUCUGGUAAUCUUCUUCACGCCUCGUGGCAGUGCGUGGCCAAAUUCGGCAGAAUGAUCGAACUUGGCAAGAGAGACUUCAUCAGCCAUGGUGUUCUUGAUAUGAGCAUCUUUGAAUCUAACCGAUCGUUCAUCGGUGUUGAUCUUGCCCAAGUGGGUAGAGAAGCACCCCAGGUUCUCAAGAGCAUGUUAACAAUAUUUUCCGACUGGUAUCGUCGGGGUUCGAUCCAUCCUAUCCAUCCCGUGAAAGUAUUCGAAGCAGUCGACAUUGUCAGUGCAUUCCGGUAUAUGCAAGCCGGUACUCAUCUUGGUAAGAUUAUUAUUCGCCUACCCAUCAAUCUAGACGUUUUACCUCUACCGGUCAUCAAAAAGUUCCCAUCUUUCCGAGCAGAUGCAAGCUACUUGCUUGUCGGUGGGCUUGGUGGUAUCGGACGGUCGGUGUCAUCAUGGCUGGUUGAACGGGGUGCAAGGGAGGUUGUGUUCCUAUCCCGUUCAGCCGGUUCAUCGAAUAAUGAUCAAGCCUUCAUCAAGGAGCUUGAGACGCAGGGCUGCCACGUUAUCUGCGUGAAAGGCGAUGUCACAAGCAAAGAAGAUGUAGAGGAGGCGGUCGGAAGGCGAACUCGUCCCCUGGCUGGAGUGCUGCAAAUGGCAGUUGAUCUCAAGGAUCGGUUGUUCUUGCAAAUGAGUUUUGAAGAAUGGACGGCCGCACUUGCUCCAAAGCUUGACGGCACCUGGAAUCUGCACUGCGCCACGAUGCAGCACUCUCUUGACUUCUUUGUCGUGUUUGGAUCUGUCGCGGGUGUUUGUGGUAACACUGGACAGGCGAAUUACGCGUCCGCUACUACAUUCCUGGAGGCAUUCACACAAUACCGACGGCAAAGAGGGUUGCCUUGCUCUGUGUUGCACCUGGGAGUGGUUGGGGACGCGGGCGCUGCCAGCCGGAACGCUCGCUUCCUGCAGAGGAUACAGUCGAUCGGGCUACAUAUUCUAAAUGAACCCGAGGUUAUUGAUGGACUGGCAGCGGCCAUCAAUAUAUCACCUGCGAAUUCUGCCAGUGCCACAGGGGCGAUAGCUGUUGGGCUUUCUCACAAGAAACGUCGCGCCGAUCUAUCCAAGGAGAUAUUCCUGGGAGGCCGUGAUGCUCGAUUCGCCAUCUAUCCGAAUCUCGAGACAUCCAGUGGGGCGAUUGGUGGAGAUCAAUCGAGUCAAGUGAACGCACUGAAAGCUUUGCUGGGUGAGAUCCAGCGCGACCCCUCGCUGACAGGGAAAAGGGAGACAGAAAUCGCACUGAUCAAGGAACUCGGUCGCUUCGUGAGCCAAAAUCUCACAGGACAAACACAAGAAACAUCUCAGGACGGCGCUGAUGACUCCGGCUAUGCCGAUGCCAUGGCAGAAAUUGCCGUAGACUCCUUGAUGGCCAUAGAAGUGAGGAACUGGCUGCGCAGGUCGCUGGGUGUGGAGCUUCCCACGGUGGAGAUCAACCGAGCGGGUAACUUGGGGGGUUUGGUGAAGGUCGUUCUGAAGGGGCUGAGAGAGAAGUAUGACCAAGGCUCUAGUGUGGACGCUGCUGCUGGCGAGCAGUCAUCUGGAUAG